This is a messenger RNA of Dinoponera quadriceps, 1590 nucleotides long. RefSeq lists its product as uncharacterized. The coding region runs from base 691 to 1194 and encodes 167 amino acids. NCBI's taxonomy places the organism in Eukaryota, Metazoa, Arthropoda, Insecta, Hymenoptera, Formicidae. The record is from RefSeq and is a predicted model, not a curated record. The transcript has 6 exons.
CCUCGGUAGCACACACGACGGCCGCAUGCUGCGCGCGGCCGGCCUUCCUGGUGUGUUGGUCGGAUAUCGGUGUAAGUGUAGGUGUACAUGUAGGUGUACACACACCGUCGAGGUUUGGCGCGGUCGCGUACUGUUCUUGGCACAGUUUCUGGUCAUCUCCUAUUGCGAGCGGAACGGUGCGAUACUUCUCCGCUGGACCUGCGUGCGGUACUCUCUCGCGCGCGCGCACGCGGCACCUCCUCCUGUUCCGCUCCGCGUCCGUUUCUCCGACCGUCGUUUCUCUCCCGCGAACACGUCUGGCACCUGUCCGCGCGGUAUAUCCCGGGGGAGAAAAAAAAACACGAGUCCCGCGUACUGAAAGAAAUACAAGUUCCAAAGUGUCGGUCAAGUACAUUCUCUCACUUAGUGGAGAUCGCAAGGUAAUCUUAAUCGGCCGGUGCUUCUAUUACGACGGUGACGUGAUGGUGCGACGGCGAACGUGAACGAGAGAGUUCGCAGGAAAAACAGUGGACCAUGUGUCGCGUUUCCUUAUAGGGACAGGAAGACCUCAAGCAAACUUCCUCGACGUUCAACCGUCAUGGAUGGCGUGUUUAUGCUGAGAAAAAGAUUUCUCUGAAUUUGGUCAAUUUUACACUCGAACACAUUUCAUCAUCGGCAUGCCCCGAAGAAACUAAUGUUUCGAUUAAUAAGAUGCAGUUGAAAACGUGUUGCAGGUGCUGUUCCUUGAAGACGGGCACAAUAUUCAGCGGAGUAUGCGGAAUCGUACUCGCUGUGAUUUCCCUAAUUGUGAUCUUCACGGUGAACGUAGAAUGGAAAACAAUAAUCAUCGACAUCUUAGACAAAACGGCGGUAAAAAUCAUCUUCGCCAUCAACCUCUGCAUGACCAUCCUGAUCUCUUUGCUGCUCAUAAUCGGCGCUGUGAGGAAAAAUACAUUUAUGAUGCUUCCAUGGGUAGUCCUGGGCAUUAUGUUAGCGGUCGCUCUUUUUGUGAGCGUUCUUUACACUUCGAUCAUGUUCUUCGUAAACCACGAAGUCCUUAACGGCGUUCUUUGGUUGGUAUUUGGUCUAAUAGCUGUCGUGGUGUACAUAUACAUGUGGCUGGUGGUGUAUAGUUAUUUCCAGCAAUUGAAGUUCGACAAGAUGAACAGAAGAAUAGGCCCAUAUGGAAAACCAUACAAUUAUCGACGGUCAUGAAAGCAAAUUUGAAUACAUAGAUACAAUUGCACGUUGAGUGGGCGUUCGGACAUUGUACAUCGUAAAAAUAUCCAAGUAUUUUUCUCGAUAUGUCGUCGUAUGUUAAAUUUACUAAAACUGUCUUUUUUAUUACGGUGUCGAUUUAUCAUAUAAAACGGUGUACAAGAUAAAGGGUCGAAAAGAGUAAAGGUGCGGGGAGUUUUUAAUUUUAUUUAAUUUUCAUUCGCACAUUGUAGAUAUCUCUGUAGUAGCGUCGUGAAUAUAUUUAUAUCCACUGUUCGUGACUGCGCCAAAGCAGACAUUCUUAUUUACACGAUUGAUUGUUCCGUAGACACAAUUUAUAAACUGCCUGUAAUAAUAAUUGCUAUACGGUAAAAUGUUUCAAUUAUAUAUAAA